AUGGACCUUCAUCGCUACGGCCCUGGUCUUGUAGCAGUCUUCGUUGGAGGAACCAGCGGCAUUGGUGAAUCAACAGCCCGAGCCUUUGCCCGAUACGCACUCUCUCCUUGCAUUUACCUAAUCGGACGGAGCAAAGAACAAGCAUCUAAAAUCACUCAAAAGAUACGUGAGGAUAAUCAGCUGGCGGACGUGAGAUUCCUGAAUAAAGACGUGUCUUGCCUGCGGGCCGUAGAUGAAGUGUGUCGGGAGAUCCAGGCGAGCGAGAAGGAGGUGAAUCUGCUAUUCCUCAGCACUGGGAUCUCCAAAGGAGGUGAAGAAACGCAGGAAGGGCUGGACAAAAAGCUCAGUCUUCAUUAUUAUUCUCGCAUGCGUUUCAUCGCCAACCUCAUCCCCCAGUUGGCAGCGGGCUCCGAACGCUUAUCUAGAGUCGUCUCCGUCCUGGGAGCCGGAGGUGAAAGCCCCCUGAUCCUGGAGGACCUUCCCUUGGAGAGGAACUACUCCAUGCGCAACUGUGCCAACCAUGCUAUCACCAUGACAUCCCUAGCAAUGGAGGUGCUAGCUCGCGCUCACCCCUCCACCUCCUUUAUUCACACGUACCCUGGGGUCGUCAACACCAAUUUGACGCGGGACAUGGGGACCGUGACGCACAUGGGCGCAAAAGCGUUACUCUCCCUUGCAUGCCGCUGGAUAGUUCCUUUUCAAGAAAGCGGACAGCGACACUUGUAUAUUUCCACAAGCAAGGAAUAUCUACCUCUAUCUGCGCUUCCUAUACCAUCUCCCAAGCAUGAUGGAGUUGAUCUGGGUACGGCGGCAGCGUACCUUUUGGAUCACCGUGGGUUUCCACGCCAGAAUUUGAAGCUUCUGCAGGAGUACCACGCAACUGGCACAUCGAAAAAGGUGUGGAAACAUACUGUUGACAUGUUUGCAAAAGUCGGCGGUGAUAAGCCUGAGCCCAAAUGA
Aspergillus chevalieri is the source of this 960-nucleotide messenger RNA. RefSeq lists its product as uncharacterized. NCBI's taxonomy places the organism in Eukaryota, Fungi, Ascomycota, Eurotiomycetes, Eurotiales, Aspergillaceae. Bases 1 to 960 code for a protein of 319 amino acids. The transcript has 3 exons. Gene Ontology annotation, biological process: secondary metabolic process. The record is from RefSeq and is a predicted model, not a curated record.